AUGCUUCUCCUCCGCAUCCUCGCCUCCCUCCUCUUCCACCUCCCCAUCGUCCUCUCCAUCCCUCGCCACACUCCCUCUCUUUCGCCUCCUCCUUCUCCUCCUCCUCCUCCUCACCACCGCAACCACCACUACAACAGGAGUCUCGAGGCCAUUGUCGUCGUCGCCCCCUUACCGCCUCCUCCGCCGCCGCCAACAACAACCACAAUCAUCGAACCGAUUCCCUUCCCCCUGCCACCGACGACGUCGUUUCCCUUGCCCCCGCCGACAACCACGUCUGAUCCAUGGAAGGACAUGUGUUUGCCAGGACAAGAGUGCGAUUGUUCUCGCAUCAAGGACAAGAACGGCGAAGAAUAUUUCCAAUGCGUCACAAACCCCCGCUGCGACCACUGCUGGAUCAACAUCACAACAACAACAACAACAACAACAACAUCAUCAUCAUCCCUCCCCUCAUUCUCUACCCCAAUCAUACUCACCACCCCUGCAACAACGAAAAACCUCCUCAGCACAGACUACCGCACGCUCCUCCCGGGGACAUACACCAGUUCGUCGCACGGCACCGCGCACGUCGUCGUCGUGCAGCAGCCUGCGUCGAUUCACUUUGUGACGCUGACGGUGACGAGGGAGGUGCAGGUGACGCCUUUGUGUGAGGCCGUGGGGAGUGGUGUGGUAUUCGCGGUCGAGUUUGCCGACUGGGUGCGAGUGUUUCCAAACAGCUGGGUGAUUGAGGGAUGUUCGGAAAAGGGGGGGGGACUCGAAAGUAUGACAACAUGA
Messenger RNA from Trichoderma reesei QM6a, 771 nucleotides. RefSeq lists its product as uncharacterized. Lineage: Eukaryota; Fungi; Ascomycota; Sordariomycetes; Hypocreales; Hypocreaceae. The transcript has 3 exons. The record is from RefSeq and is a predicted model, not a curated record. Bases 1 to 771 code for a protein of 256 amino acids.